This is a messenger RNA of Dichotomopilus funicola, 567 nucleotides long. RefSeq lists its product as uncharacterized. Bases 1 to 567 code for a protein of 188 amino acids. Gene Ontology annotation, biological process: tricarboxylic acid cycle; mitochondrial electron transport, succinate to ubiquinone. The transcript has 3 exons. Lineage: Eukaryota; Fungi; Ascomycota; Sordariomycetes; Sordariales; Chaetomiaceae. Gene Ontology annotation, molecular function: oxidoreductase activity, acting on the CH-CH group of donors; electron transfer activity. The record is from RefSeq and is a predicted model, not a curated record. Gene Ontology annotation, cellular component: membrane.
AUGAUUGCCCAACGAGCGGCGACGACGACGCUUCGCCGAGUGGCCGGCAAGCCGAAUGUCUUUUUCACCGCCAACGUUGCCCGGCUAGCCACCCAGCCUCUGUCCACCACCCAGACCAGGCCCGUAGCAACCCAACCGCACCUCACCCCCGCCGACGCCAACGCCAUCCUCGCGAAGCAGCGCCUCAACCGUCCCGUCUCGCCUCAUCUCGCCGUAUACGACAAGCAGCAGACCUGGUUCGGCGGCUCCAUCUGGAUGCGCAUCACGGGGUCUCUCUUCAGCGGCUCGCUCUACGUCUUCGCCACGGCCUACCUCGCGGCCCCGCUUUUGGGCUGGCACCUUGAGAGCGCCUCGCUCGCGGCCGCUUUCGGCGCGCUGCCUGUGGCUCUGAAGGGUGGGAUUAAGUUCUUGGCGGCGUGGCCGUUUGCGUUCCAUGCGAUUAAUGGCGUGCGGCAUUUGCUGUUUGAUAUGGCUAAGGGGUUCCAGAGGCAGACGAUUGUGAAGAGUGGGUGGUAUAUCUGGGGCGCGUCGAUCGUGGGGGGGUUGUACCUUGCUUUCCUCCUUUAA